Lepus europaeus (European hare) is the source of this 1773-nucleotide messenger RNA. It is a transcript of the gene CHRM3, whose product is annotated as cholinergic receptor muscarinic 3. Lineage: Eukaryota; Metazoa; Chordata; Mammalia; Lagomorpha; Leporidae. Gene Ontology annotation, biological process: chemical synaptic transmission; regulation of vascular associated smooth muscle contraction; saliva secretion. Gene Ontology annotation, molecular function: G protein-coupled serotonin receptor activity; G protein-coupled acetylcholine receptor activity. Gene Ontology annotation, cellular component: plasma membrane; dendrite; synapse. The coding region runs from base 1 to 1773 and encodes 590 amino acids. The record is from RefSeq and is a predicted model, not a curated record. The transcript has a single exon.
AUGACCUUGCACAAUAACAGUACAACCUCGCCUUUGUUUCCAAACAUCAGCUCUUCCUGGAUCCACGGCCCCUCAGAUGCAGGGCUGCCCCCAGGGACAGUCACUCAUUUUGGCAGCUACAACGUUUCUCGAGCAGCUGGGAAUUUCUCCUCUCCAAAUGGUACCACCAGUGACCCUCUGGGAGGCCAUACCCUCUGGCAAGUGGUCUUCAUCGCAUUCUUAACGGGCUUCCUGGCCUUGGUGACCAUCAUUGGCAACAUCCUGGUCAUCGUGUCAUUUAAGGUCAACAAGCAGCUGAAGACGGUCAACAACUACUUCCUCUUAAGCCUGGCCUGUGCCGAUCUGAUUAUUGGGGUCAUUUCAAUGAAUCUGUUUACUACCUACAUCAUCAUGAACCGAUGGGCUUUAGGUAACUUAGCCUGUGACCUCUGGCUUUCCAUUGACUACGUGGCCAGCAAUGCCUCUGUCAUGAAUCUUCUGGUCAUUAGCUUUGACAGGUACUUUUCCAUCACAAGGCCACUCACGUACCGAGCCAAACGAACAACAAAAAGAGCUGGUGUGAUGAUUGGCCUAGCUUGGGUCAUCUCCUUUGUCCUUUGGGCUCCUGCCAUCUUGUUUUGGCAGUACUUUGUGGGGAAGAGAACUGUGCCCCCAGGGGAAUGUUUCAUUCAGUUCCUCAGUGAGCCUACCAUCACCUUCGGCACGGCUAUCGCUGCCUUUUAUAUGCCUGUCACCAUUAUGACUAUUUUAUACUGGAGGAUCUAUAAGGAAACUGAAAAACGUACCAAAGAGCUUGCUGGGCUGCAAGCCUCGGGGACAGAGGCAGAGGUGGAGAACUUUGUGCAUCCUACAGGCAGUUCCCGAAGCUGCAGCAGCUAUGAGCUACAGCAGCAAAGCAUGAGACACUCUUCCAGGAGAAAGUAUGGCCGCUGCCACUUCUGGUUCACAACCAAGAGCUGGAAGCCCAGUGCUGAGCAGAUGGACCAAGACCACAGCAGCAGUGACAGCUGGAACAACAACGAUGCUGCUGCCUCCCUGGAAAACUCCGCCUCCUCCGACGAGGAGGACAUUGGCUCCGAGACGAGAGCCAUCUACUCAAUUGUGCUCAAGCUGCCCGGUCACAGCACCAUUCUCAACUCUACCAAGUUACCCUCAUCAGACAACCUGCAGGUGUCUGAGGAGGAGCUGGGGACAGGGGAUGUGGAGAGGAAAACCAACAAGCUUCAGUCUCAGAAGAGCGUAGAUGAUGGAGGCAGUUUUCAAAAAAGCUUCUCAAAGAUUCCCAUUCAGUUAGAGUCAGCCGUGGACACAGACAAGACUUCGGAUGUCAACUCCUCAGUGGGUAAGACCACGGCCACUCUACCUCUGUCCUUCAAGGAAGCCACUUUGGCCAAGAGAUUUGCUCUGAAGACUAGAAGUCAGAUCACGAAGCGGAAACGGAUGUCUCUCAUCAAGGAAAAGAAGGCAGCCCAGACCCUCAGCGCGAUCUUGCUUGCCUUCAUCAUCACCUGGACCCCCUACAAUAUCAUGGUUCUGGUGAACACCUUUUGUGACAGCUGCAUACCCAAAACUUAUUGGAAUCUGGGCUACUGGCUGUGCUACAUCAACAGCACCGUGAACCCCGUGUGCUAUGCCCUGUGCAACAAAACAUUCAGAACCACGUUCAAGAUGCUGCUGCUGUGCCAGUGUGACAAGAGAAAGCGGCGCAAGCAGCAGUACCAGCAAAGACAGUCGGUCAUUUUUCACAAGCGUGUGCCUGAGCAGGCCUUAUAG